Molecule: messenger RNA, 1245 nt
Organism: Lactuca virosa
Lineage: Eukaryota; Viridiplantae; Streptophyta; Magnoliopsida; Asterales; Asteraceae
Source: the annotation of a GenBank genome assembly
GACAUAUCAUGAAUCGCAAAGAAACCAUGUCAAAACCCUAAUUUUUCAGCUUUUCUUGUUCACAGUUUUCGUGUUCAUUUGUGUAAUAAUUUCAAUUUUCUUUAUUAUUCUUUUCCAAUGGCGACGACAGAAGCAGCAAAAUUCAAGAAAUCCGACCUUAUACCGAUCCCACAACCACCAGAUUACCACCCGGAGAUAACCGUCUCGCCGCAGCACGACGGCCUGCACUUUUGGCAGUUUAUGAUCGCUGGUUCCAUCGCCGGCAUGGUCGAACACAUGGCCAUGUUCCCAAUUGACACAAUUAAAACCCGUAUGCAAGUAUUAGGAUCAUGCCCCAUUAAAUCUGCUGGACUCCGACAAGCUCUUCAGUCGAUACUCAAGUCCGAUGGUCCCGCCGGUCUGUACCGUGGAAUCGGAGCGAUGGGACUCGGUGCAGGUCCGGCACACGCUGUUUAUUUUUCCGUAUACGAGAUGUGUAAAGAGACGUUUUCAAGGCAGCACCCAAAUAAUCCGGCAGCUCAUGCGGCGGCGGGGGUUUUCGCGACUGUGGCAAGUGAUGCAGUGUUUACUCCAAUGGAUAUGGUGAAGCAGAGGCUGCAGUUAGGAAGUGAGAGUCCGUAUAAAGGUGUGUUCGAUUGUAUAAGAACAGUGUUGAAAGAAGAAGGAUUUGGGGCUUUUUAUGCUUCGUAUAGAACAACGAUUUUGAUGAAUGCGCCAUUCACGGCUGUCCAUUUUGCGACCUAUGAGGCGGCGAAGAGGGGUUUGUUGGGUGUCUCACCGAAUAGUGCCAGUGAUGAACGGUUGGUGGUUCACGCUACUGCUGGUGCAGCUGCAGGAGCAUUGGCUGCUGCUGUCACUACUCCACUUGAUGUUGUCAAGACUCAGUUGCAGUGUCAGGGUGUGUGUGGAUGUGAUAGAUAUGCAAAUGGUUCAAUUAGGGAUGUAUUAAGAACAAUAUUGAGAAAAGAUGGAUACAGAGGGCUUUUCAGGGGAUGGAUGCCAAGGAUGCUCUUUCACGCUCCAGCUGCAGCCAUUUGCUGGUCAACAUAUGAAGCUGGAAAAUCAUUUUUUCAAGACAUAAAUACCGAUGAUAGAACUUCAAAUCAGACUCAAAUUGGUGUGAUUGAGGCAAAACAGAAGAAGGAUUUAUCUGUAAGUUUUGCAGGAAAUUUUUCUUACUGUCCAUUACCACUGCUAUAUUAUUGGAUUUUUGCGGAUGCAAGUGAAAUGUUAGUUGUUGAAUAA